GACCUAACGAAAUCGCGAAUCUCUUCUGCCUGUUUGGUAUAUCCUUCAGCCCAAGACCGAGCUUGGCUCAACAAUCCCCCAAACCAGAUGUUGGACGAUACGAAGCUGCCUCCUCCGCCCUCACUCUGAGGCAACGUGAGCCAGGUAUAGACAGUAUUUGUAUCGUUUGUAUUCUACGACAUUCUCUAAACAACGACCCAACGACCGAACGACCGACCGCUUUACCUACCAUGUCUGAAGACAAGCUGAACUCACUGCAGAGCCCCGCGAGUAACGUUUCGCCGAGGUCGCAGCCCAUGCCCAAGCAGAAGAAUUACUUCGAGAGCAAGAAGGACGGUGGCUCCAAUAACGCCGUUGCCGGGGCACCUUUGGAGCGAACUGCAGGUGGAGGGGUGAUAUACGAAGUUGGCCAUGUCGAUUUGAAGGGCAAAGGGAAAGAUAUUGACAACACAAGCGAUGCGAGUGCUACGGACCCGGGCGACGCGGCCAUGAGCCCCGGUAGCAGGGUGCCGCUGUCUAGGAAGGCAUCCGUCUCAUCAGUUACAUUUCGUAAGCCGCAGGACCCGGCACUACCCCAAGGGGCAAAGAAGCCGCACGGCGGAAGAAGGAUCAGAGAUGCCUCACCCCCUCAUCGCAGUUUCUCCACCAUUUUUCGCUGCAAGUCAUUACCCUAUAUACCCCCAGUUGGGCCCCGCUGCCAAAGCCAUUUCACCCCGCGCCCCUCCCUUGAGUCAGCCCCGGACAUAACCAGGCAGUCCCUUCCAAACCAAUGCAGCAGUAGCAGCAGCCUGUGAGUGGGCGAGGCCGGCGCGGAGGGCUAGGCGAACCAACGGUCAGAGAUCAUCGUCAUGGGUCACGGGGCCUUGAUCUCAUUCGCUCGGCACUCAGACCCCCAAUUUCGCGCAUCGGUUUACUGCCCGCUAUCUUUACGAACC
Molecule: messenger RNA, 935 nt
Organism: Pseudomassariella vexata
Lineage: Eukaryota; Fungi; Ascomycota; Sordariomycetes; Amphisphaeriales; Pseudomassariaceae
Exons: 2
Coding region: 231-794 (187 amino acids)
Source: RefSeq, a predicted model, not a curated record